AUGAAAAGUCUAGAAAAACGUAAACACGAGAGUGUUUUUCCAAAAAUUAUGAUAUUCUGUCUUAGUUUUUUAUUGUUUUUGUUGAUUUCGUUUUCAACGAAGGGAUUAUAUAUACACGAAGAACAUUCAGUUCAGUUUGUUAAAGUUUUAAAUAUUCAAUCACAAAUUCAAAGGAACCUCAAAAAUAGAAAGAUAGUCCUACUUAUUGGGAUUUUUACUGCAAGUAAAUACAAAAAUCGUCGAGAUGACAUUCGAGACACGUGGAUGAAAACUUGUCAUGAAUAUAAGGGAUGCAAAAGCCUAUUCAUAUUGGAUGGAUUAACAGCUGACGGAAAGCCAUUGGAUAAGAUCAUAAUGCAGCUACAAAAUGAAUCUAGUCAUAAUAACAAUGAUAUGAAAAUUUUACGGACGCCUCUUGGAAGGAAUUUUGCGCUGAGGAUUUUAGAAAGUUUAAGGUUCGCUUUUCAGGAAUACGACUUUGAUUACUUCUUGAGAGUGGAUGAUGAUUAUUACCCGUGCAUCCAUCGUCUUAUGUUCGAGCUACCUAAACGCAUGAACCUUGAGUACCUUUUCUGGGGUUUUACUAGAUGCUCCCCAGCGAGAAUUGACGAAGGUUUCGUUGUGUUUAAUAAUAAAUUAGCGAUACGGAUUUUGGAAGACGAGAAUUCGUUGAUUUGUACAGACUUUGGCACAACUUCGAUUUCAAAAUGGGUCAUGGAUAUAUCAAGAACUCAGAAUGUUUCCUGGUUUGCUGAUAAUGAGCGCGUAUGGCAUCACCCACCUGUGUCUCUCGUACCUGAGCUUAAAAAAAAACUGAGAUUUGUCAUACGUAUCUUGCUUUGCAUGGAGUUUAUUUUGGCGAUAUGA
This is a messenger RNA of Hydractinia symbiolongicarpus, 867 nucleotides long. RefSeq lists its product as uncharacterized. The coding region runs from base 1 to 867 and encodes 288 amino acids. The transcript has a single exon. The record is from RefSeq and is a predicted model, not a curated record. Gene Ontology annotation, molecular function: UDP-galactosyltransferase activity. Gene Ontology annotation, cellular component: membrane. Gene Ontology annotation, biological process: glycosaminoglycan biosynthetic process. NCBI's taxonomy places the organism in Eukaryota, Metazoa, Cnidaria, Hydrozoa, Anthoathecata, Hydractiniidae.